This is a messenger RNA of Racocetra persica, 452 nucleotides long. The record is from the annotation of a GenBank genome assembly. NCBI's taxonomy places the organism in Eukaryota, Fungi, Glomeromycota, Glomeromycetes, Diversisporales, Gigasporaceae.
AAUACUACUAUCAUGGCUCACCCACUUCUAAUAAAAAUUUUAAACGUAUUAGCUUACAUUUUUCUUUUGAGUGCAAAUAUUUAUUCUGUUUUUGAAGGCUUCGAGAGUCAAUCUCCUUAUCAUGAAUCCCACAAAACUUACAUCUCUCCAGCUCUUUUUGUUUUUGGUGCUUGGGAUAUUCAAAUUUGUGCUCAAUUACUAUUUUUUUCUCCCUUGGUUAUUUAUCAAUUCUUUCCUAGUGCAACUGAAGUCGUUGUUAAUGCUGGCAAUGAUAUUUCUGGUGCUCUCGUCAUUGCUUGGACUUUGAUUGGUAUUUUUGUCGAGCAAGAAGAUUUAGUUAUCCGUUGGACUGCUCUCGUUCUUGCCGUCCUCUCAAUUUUUCAUAUCAUCAAAGGCAUUGUUUUCCUUAUUCGCAGAAACAGAGGAAGCCAAAAACAUGGCUUUAGAUGGGG